UUCGUACUUUUCAGACGCAUCGAGUAUUGGAAUUCCGACAAUCCCCAUGGCUGGCCCCGUACAUAAAUCUAAACACGGAAUUACGUAAGCGGGCGACCAACAAAUUCGAAGAAAAGUUUUUUAAAGAUUUAAACAAUUCGGUGUUCGGGAAAACUAUGGAGAACAUGCGUCGCCGAUUCGACUUAGAACUUGUUUCGUGUCCGCAAAGAAUGCGGAAACUCAUAAAUCGACCGACAUUCAAAUAUUGUACGACUUACAAUGAAAAUCUCUCGGUGGUCACCCAACACGGCAAAGAAGUGGAUUUCUGCAAGCCUAUCUACAUAGGAUUUACCGUACUAGAACUUAGUAAAGUUUUAAUGUACGGAUUUCAUUAUGACGUCAUGAAGCGUCAUUAUGGAGAUAGGAUUGAAUUGUUGUAUACCGAUACCGAUUCACUAUUCUACCGUGUGACAACAAAUGAUUUUUACGACGACCUUAUCACCAAUCCUAAUCUCAUGCGUUUUAUGGAUACAUCCAAUUUGCCGGGCGAUCACAAGUGUUAUACAGCCGUUCGGAAACGUGUCCCAGGUCUUUUUAAAUUCGAAUGCGGUUCAAGUACAGUCUAUGAGUUUGUAGCUCUGCGUGCUAAAUCCUAUGCCUACGACGUGGAACAGGACGUCAGCAUUCGCGCGAAAGGUGUUAUGAGGCACGUGAUUCGUAAUCACCUCACGCUCGCCGAACACAAGCGAUGCUUAUUCGCCGACGUGGACGACGAGGCGGGAUCCGACGAGUCCGAAGACGAAUUAGACUCUGACACGGGGAAAAUGAUCGCAGCCGAUUCCGCGCUUAAAGCUGUCGCCCAAAUACACCGGAUCGCCACCUGCACGUCUGCCACGUCUCCGCUCGCGCAUCCAUCGCUUUGCUAUAGCAACACGCCUUUCACGCCGUAUAGAGAAAAUGUCUCUAUACGGUCGUUUAAACACGAAUUGCGUACGAUUAAGACUAUGAAAUUAGUUUUAAACAGGGCUGACGAUAAGCGUCAUGUGUUACCCGAUAACAUUUCCACGUACGCACACGGUCAUCACCGCAUAAAUUAUUAAAUUGUUAUUAUUGUUAUUAUAUUGUGUAUUUAAAUGUAUAAAAAUUCGUUGUAUUGUAAGAUGUUAAAAUAUAUUAACACCGUUUA
This is a messenger RNA of Aphis gossypii (cotton aphid), 1165 nucleotides long. RefSeq lists its product as uncharacterized. The record is from RefSeq and is a predicted model, not a curated record. NCBI's taxonomy places the organism in Eukaryota, Metazoa, Arthropoda, Insecta, Hemiptera, Aphididae. The transcript is spliced from 3 exons. Bases 156 to 1079 code for a protein of 307 amino acids.